Ostrinia furnacalis (Asian corn borer) is the source of this 960-nucleotide messenger RNA. RefSeq names its product activity-regulated cytoskeleton associated protein 2-like. The transcript is spliced from 2 exons. Bases 1 to 960 code for a protein of 319 amino acids. NCBI's taxonomy places the organism in Eukaryota, Metazoa, Arthropoda, Insecta, Lepidoptera, Crambidae. The record is from RefSeq and is a predicted model, not a curated record.
AUGCAUAGAAGAAGCCGAAACGCGUGUGACAGAGAGAAUGCGGCGCCGAAUCCCGCAUUUCCCAGCCCUCUGUCGCCCACGCCGCCGACGCAGGAUCGCGAUGAACACCAUGAAGUUCCAACAAGCCGCGAUACGACCUACGUUCCCGCUUCUCACUUUUCUACUGAAAACGUAGCCAGCAUAAUAGAAUCAUUGCAAAGAUCGCAGACGGAAGCAUUCAAAGACCUCCUGUUAUCUGUGACACGAAUUAACACGUCGACACCGGCCCCAGGGGAAGGCACCCUGGCCCGCUGUAAGUCACAAUUUUCCGGCCACCCGAACGAAUCGGUAGAAGCGUUUAUAGACGCCGUCGAGGCGUACAGCGACUGUGCUCAAGUGUCCAGCACUAACAUCGUUCGCGGCCUCGCAUUUCUCUUCAGUGGUGAUGCUGCUACGUGGUGGCUUGGCAUCAAGAACACCAUCACAUCGUGGGACGAGGCCAAAGAGAACCUGAUAAGUGCCUUCGCCUUCGGUGACCGCCGCCCCCCACACCGCAUUUACCUACAGCUAUUCGCGAGCCCGCAGAUGCACAAUGAAAACACGGACACAUUCAUAGCGCGCAGCCGUUCCCUUCUAUCGAAAAUAUCGGAUAGAGACGUCUCGGAGAAGGCCAGGCUAGACAUGGUGUACGGCCUCCUACACACUAAAAUCCGGCAAAGAUUACGCCGUGAAGAAUUUGCCACUUUUCAAGACCUAUUACGUCAUGCGCGCAAUAUAGAAGACAGUCAGGGCGAGGCAGAUACGUCGAGAGGUACUCCGACGCCGCGCACGGCACCCCGCGCGAGCACAACAUACGCCGGUCCCCGAGCGCCCACUUAUACGGCGCCGGAAUCCGCCAUACGUGCCCCGCAACCGCCGCCUGCCGCCGCCGCCAGCCGCUAUCCGGCCCCCGCAGCCGCCGCCACCCGGGCGCCGCUAUAG